Charadrius vociferus (killdeer) is the source of this 510-nucleotide messenger RNA. Its product is annotated as CKLF-like MARVEL transmembrane domain-containing protein 3. The coding region runs from base 1 to 510 and encodes 169 amino acids. Gene Ontology annotation, cellular component: membrane. Lineage: Eukaryota; Metazoa; Chordata; Aves; Charadriiformes; Charadriidae. The record is from RefSeq and is a predicted model, not a curated record. The transcript has 6 exons.
AUGAAAUCAAAUACCGAUGUUUUCAACUCGGUGGUGGCGGCGUUGUUCCUCCUCGUCGUGUGCCUGUUUGCGGUAAUAGUCAAGACCAACAAUGGGACACUGGCAGGAGGAGUGCUGUCGUUUAUCAUCUUCAUCUGCUAUAUUGCAUCGCUAGCUGCCCCUUUCAUGAUGGCCCCGCUCCUCGAGUUCCUGCUGGCACUGUUUCUUUUUUUUGCCUACGCCUCCAAACUUAAUGAGAAGUUUAAAGGGCUCUACUGGCCUUUGACGGAUUUCUUGCGGUGCGUCACUGCUGCCAUUAUUUACUUUGCCAUUUCAAUUGCUGCUGUCUCGAGAUAUAACGACGGCGCAUCAAAAGCAGGAGGAGUGUUUGGAUUUGUAGCCACGAUAGUGUACGCCAUUGAUUUCUACAUCACCUUCAAUGACCUGGUUACUUUUCUCAAGCAAGGCAGUUCUGAUGCUCCUGAAGAGCGCAAGUCAGAAGAUGAGGACUCCGAUUCUGACUCGGACUGA